Molecule: messenger RNA, 2533 nt
Organism: Eptesicus fuscus (big brown bat)
Lineage: Eukaryota; Metazoa; Chordata; Mammalia; Chiroptera; Vespertilionidae
Gene: CARF
Product: calcium responsive transcription factor
Exons: 17
Coding region: 252-2423 (723 amino acids)
Biological process (GO): regulation of transcription by RNA polymerase II
Cellular component (GO): nucleus
Molecular function (GO): DNA-binding transcription factor activity, RNA polymerase II-specific; RNA polymerase II cis-regulatory region sequence-specific DNA binding
Source: RefSeq, a predicted model, not a curated record
UUGCGCUGGUCUCCAUGGCGGGGCCUCGGAGCCAAGACGAGAAAAAAAUGCUGCUAUGAAGACAUAAUUCUAUCUCUCAUAUAAAUGAAGCUACUACUAUCAUGAUUUUAGUGCCGCAGAAAGGAUGAACUUCAGUGGACAAGAGGGCAUUUUGGGGGGGAGUAGGAUGCUUGAGGCCUGGAAUUUAAAUUUGAGCUACUUCCUGAAGCUCUUAAAUAAUAGAAGAAAAUGGAAUUGAAUAUGAUGUCAGCAUGGAACAGUCUAAUGAUUCAUUAAUAGUCAACCAUAAUGAUUCCGAAGAUUCAAAAACAGAUUCUCAGCAUUCAACCUGUAUCGACUCCAGGGAUCCUUCCUUUGGACAAAAUAGUUCUGUCAGAGUUUUACCCAUCACUACUCAUGAAGCAGAUAAUUCACUCACAUCACAGAAUAUACCAGGGCUCCUGACUCAGGCACAAACUCUUUCUGCAGAGCAAUUUCACCUAGUGGACCAAAAUGGGCAACCUAUUCAGUAUGAACUUCAGUCAUUGGGGGAUUCUAAUGCACAAAUGAUGAUUGUUGCCAGCUCAUCAGAAAAUGGACAGAUGCUUCGUGUAAUUCCAUCUACUCAGACAGGAAUGACACAAGUGAUUAUACCUCAGGGGCAACUUGUGGAUAUGAAUAGUCCUCAGGAUGCCUCUGAAGAGAAACCCAGCAACAGAAACUUACCAACUGCAAGACUGGAUGCUCUAGCAGACCACAACAGUAGUUACAUUCUGAAUCCACAAGCAUCCCUCACAUUGCCCCAAAAGACAGUGACCAGAGUGCUUGAAGAACCGUUUCUGGCUCCUCUCCAGCCACUUUCUUCUAACACACCUAUAUGGGCCUGCCGUCUUAGGAGUUGUGAGAAAAUUGGAGAUUCAUACCGGGGCUACUGUGUAAGUGAGACUGAAUUAGAAAGUGUUUUAACAUUUCACAAGCAGCAAACACAGAGUGUUUGGGGGACUCGCCAAUCUCCAAGCCCAGCCAAGCCAGCUACACGUUUGAUGUGGAAAUCCCAGUAUGUCCCAUAUGAUGGAAUUCCAUUUGUCAAUACAGGGAGUAGAGCCGUGGUAAUGGAGUGUCAGUAUGGGCCAAGGAGAAGAGGUUUCCAGUUAAAAAAGAUCAGUGAGCAGGAAAGCAGGCCUUGUCACCUCUACAAAGCCACUUGUCCAGCCCGAAUUUACAUUAAAAAGGUACAAAAGUUUCCUGAAUAUAGAGUUUCUACAGACCCCAAAAUUGAUAAGAAAAUAAUACGAAUGGAGCAAGAGAAAGCCUUUAACAUGCUAAAGAAGAACUUGGUAGAUGCUGGUGGUGUUUUUAGGUGGUAUGUACAGUUACCUACACAGCAAGCUCAUCAGUAUCACGAAUUGGAGACUCCUUCCCUCCCUUUGUCACCUUCCCCUUUUCCUGUGUCCUCUCUGGAAGAAGAGGAAACUGCAGUUAGGGAUGAGAAUUGUACAUUACCCUCACGUCUGCAUCCUCAAGUAGCACAUAAGAUUCAAGAAUUAGUAUCACAAGGAAUAGAACAAGUGUAUGCAGUAAGAAAACAUCUAAGAAAAUUUGUGGAAAGAGAACUGUUCAAAUCUGAUGAGGUACCUGAAAGACAUAAUUUAUCCUUUUUUCCAACUGUAAAUGAUAUAAAAAAUCACAUCCAUGAAGUACAGAAAUCCUUGAGAAAUGGAGAUAAUGUAUAUAACUCAGAGAUUAUUCCAGCAACGCUUCAGUGGACCACAGACAGUGGGAAUAUUCUCAGAGAGACUGUGACAGUUACAUUUGCAGAAGGAAAUUCACCAGAAGAAUCAUCUACCACCAAAGUGGGAACAAAUCAGACAAGGGGUUCUUUGUCUCCAGAAUCAGCCCAUUUGCUCUCCUCCUCACUUUCUUCAUUUCAGCCAAAAAUAUUUACACAACUACAGGGUUUACAGUUGCAACCAAGAUUCACUUCUCCUGAUGGAUCACCGACUCUGAUAUCAGUAAAUGAUCACCUCUCCUCUGGUCCUUCAAGACUUCUGGAUUCAAUUCGAAGUACUGUAAUGAAUAAUAAUUCUCUACAGCGUGGUCAAAGUCAUAGCCUUCAAACAGAUACAUGCCUUACCCCAAACGAUAGUAUUGCCUCUACCAUGGAUAACCUUCCAGGACCAGAUCAAAAUUUGGCUGCAGUGGAUCAGCUGGUGGAUGCUGGAGAUGCUGAGGAUACAGAGAAUCUGGAAGGAAGUGUUCAUCGGUUUCUGUUGGGAAAUAUACAGACCAUUCCAAUACAAAUUAUAGACAGCCAUUCACCUCUUAUUGAAGAAAAUCCAGAAGGUACCAUUUCCGUGAACCAAGUUAAACAGGAACCCAAAGAACCAGCAUUGUCUAUGGAAGCAAAAAAAAAUUUGGACUGCAAGAAAUUAUCUGCUACAUAAAUUGUUGAAGCUUUUCAGAACUGUACAACUCUGGUGACUUCUGAUGUCAUAGAAAAGAAGGUAGAAACUGGAACUAUCAAUAUUUUCAUGUAAGUAUUUCAAUGAGUAGC